Molecule: messenger RNA, 5498 nt
Organism: Miniopterus natalensis
Lineage: Eukaryota; Metazoa; Chordata; Mammalia; Chiroptera; Miniopteridae
Source: RefSeq, a predicted model, not a curated record
CUGCCUCCACUCCAGACACCAGUGGCAAGUCCCAGGUUGCCACCUUUACGUCUGACCAACUGGCUAUAAAUUGGGGGUUGCUAUGACCUCCUCCUCAGGUUCAACAAUUUGCUACAAUGGCUCAGGAAACACAGGAAAACACUUUUCUUACAUUCACUGGUUUAUUUUAAAGGAUAUAAAUCAGAAACAGCUAAGUAGAAGAGAUGCAUGGGGCAAGACAUGAGAGGAAGGGGCGCUGAGCUUCCAUGUCUCUCCGGGUGCUGUUCUCCUAGCACCUCAACAUGUUCGCUAACUGGGACCUUCUCAGAACCCCGUCAGGUAGCCCUUCCCUUCAAGGAGGUGGGUGGGCAGUGGGCUGAAGUUCCCACCCCUCUAAUGCCUCGUUCUUUCUGCCAGCCAGCUCCCACCCAGAAGCUAUGUAACCCCCACCCCCAGCUGUCUCAGUAUCACCAAAGAGACUCAUCACUGUGGAGAUUCUAAGGGUUUUUGGAGCUGAGUGCCAGGAAUCCAGGACAAAGAAAAGGCAACAGAUGGCUCUCUGCAAAGCGAGGACUGGACACUGAACAUGGAGAUCUGUGACAUCAUCAAUGAGACAGAGGAAGGGCCAAAAGAUGCCAUUCGAGCCCUGAAGAAGCGGCUGAACGGGAAUCGGAACUACAGAGAAGUGAUGCUGGCAUUAACAGUGCUGGAGACGUGUGUGAAGAACUGCGGCCACCGCUUCCACGUCCUCGUGGCCAACCGGGACUUCAUCGACAGCGUUCUGGUCAAAAUCAUCUCUCCCAAGAAUAACCCUCCUACAAUCGUACAGGACAAGGUGCUUGCCUUGAUCCAGGCAUGGGCGGAUGCCUUCCGGAGCAGCCCUGACCUCACCGGCGUCGUGCAUAUAUAUGAGGAGCUAAAGAGGAAAGGGGUUGAGUUUCCUAUGGCAGAUUUGGACGCUCUGUCUCCAAUACACACACCACAACGGAGUGUUCCUGAGGUGGAUCCAGCUGCCACCACGCCCAGGUCCCAGUUGCAGCAGAGGACAAGUGUCGGCUCCUAUUCUUCGCCGCCUCCUGCUCCCUUCUCCGCUCCACAGGCCCCGGCUCUGAAUGUGACUGGCCCCAUCACAGCCAGCUCAGAACAGAUUGCCAGACUGAGGAGCGAACUGGAUAUUGUCCGAGGGAACACAAAAGUAAUGUCUGAGAUGUUAACGGAACUGGUCCCCGGGCAGGAGGAUUCAUCCGAUCUGGAGUUGCUGCAGGAGCUGAACAGGACUUGCCGGGCCAUGCAACAGCGCGUCGUGGAGCUCAUCUCCCGCGUGUGCAAUGAGGAGAUCACAGAGGAGCUGCUACACGUCAACGACGCCCUCAACAAUGUCUUCCUCAGAUACGAGAGGUUCGAGCGAUACAGGUCAGGCCGAUCGGUUCCAAAUGCCAGUAAUGGAGUGCUGAAUGAAGUGACUGAAGACAACUUAAUAGACCUGGGGCCAGGCUCUCCAGCCGUGGUGAGCCCAAUGGUGGGGGGCACGGCACCCCCAUCUUCCCUCUCGUCCCAGCUUGCUGGCUUGGACCUGGGGACAGAGAGUGUCAGCGGCGCCCUCAGCUCACUCCAGCAGUGCGAUCCUCGUGGCACAUUCGCCCAGACAAGAGGGAACUCCUUGGCUGAGCAGCACAAGGCGGUAACCUGCGAGGAUCCCCAGGCUGUCGGAGGACUUGCUUCUGCCCUAGACAGUCGUAAACACAUCUCUGAAGUGAUCCCCGUUGCGCAGCCCUCUGUCAUGGACGACAUUGAGGUGUGGCUCAGGACGGACCUGAAGGGCGAUGACCUGGAGGAGGGCGUCACAAGUGAAGAGUUUGAUAAAUUCCUUGAAGAAAGAGCCAGAGCUGCUGAAAUGGUUCCCAGCCUCCCCUCACCCCCAGCAGAGGCCCCCACCCCAAUCUCAAACCCCUCCGGCCGGAAGAAGCCAGAGCGCUCAGACGAUGCCCUCUUCGCCCUGUGAGCUGUUAUGUGGUUUGGCUCCCCAGAUGGCAAGUCACUUCUCGACUCCACCCCCUCCCUACCAGGCACUGGCCUCUCCUCCCAUCCCCAGCCCCCACUCAGCCCUCAGUCCUCAGUCCUCAGUCCUCAGUCCUGUGCUGCUGUGUCUCCAUGGAAAUGCCACUGUGUCUGUUCCCAGGCCUCCCACUAGUCAGGACAGCUUUGGCCACCUUCUCUCUGGGUGGUGGGACAGUGUCGCUGCAGCCAGAGGCCCCUCACCCUCACCCCGCCCUGCCCACCACAGGCUCCCUCUGCCCAUGUUUCCUCUCAGGAGGAUCGGGCAGUAGGGCCCAGCCUCAGGCAAGGCAGUCCCCUUGGGACCAUUUCCUGAGCAGACACUUGGGUUGUCUCUCUGGUCACCUUCAUCACUCAGCAGGGGAGCCUGGGACCAGAGGGCCCCUCAUGGAACCACACACUGGGGGGGAGAGAGCCAGGGGUGCUGGGAGGGCAGCACGCAGCCAACGGACAGUGGCCACGGGCAUGCUGGCAGCUGCUGCAGACGACACUACCCGAAACCAAGUGGCAGCCCCCACAUGUGCCUCACUUUUCCUCACACAGUGGCCCUCUGUGGAGGGGCCUGCAUGGAGGUGUUGCUCUGGCUUGCUUGGGCAAGCUUGCGGGUUUGGAGCAUGCUAUGCUUGGGGCCAUGGCCUGGCCUAUGGCAGCCUCUGUGCCUCUGACCCCAGGGCCCAGCACAGACAGCUUUUUGGUCUCCCAGACCCCAGUGCCUGAUGGCCAGAGCAACGCUGAGGUCCCUGCACUGCUCCUGGGCAAGGCCUUGACCUUCACAGACUGUUCCGACAUCCUGACCUCCCCCCACCCUAGACCCCCAGGUCACAGAUUUGUAUUCUCCAAGCUAACCAAGAAGGCUGACAGAGCCUGGGGCUGAGCAGCAGAGGGGUGUGGGGUGGAGGGGCAACACCUGCUCCCAUCCUGAGUCCUCUCUGUGUGUCUUCCUGGCUGUGGAGCACGUACUCAGGGCUCAGCCCAAGCCAGGUGCAGCCUCACCCACGCCUGUGCUGCUGUCACCCAGAAAAUGGCUUUGUACCAUCCCUUAUCCCUGGGGCGAGGUCUGUGUCAGCAGGCACUGCCAGGUGUUAGGGUCCACCUUUCCCACCUGCACUGAGUGGAGAGGCUGGGCUGACACAGGUGGAGACUGUGCUGCAGGCUCUAACCAGCCAGGGGCCAUGCUGAGCACCAGCAGGAACAGUUCUGGUGGAGAGCACGGCAUGCACCCUGGAGCCCAUGCCCUGUCUAGCACCACCUCAGCUUCCUCCAGAAAGGAGGCUUUGGGAUCUGGCUGGGGGGGGCCCAUCUGGCAGGACCAGCUGGAGAUGUCAUACUCCAGUUCCUCAGAGGACACCCAGGAAGCUCCUCGGAGCUUGGCCAGACUGAUUCCUGCCCUGCCAUCUCUGGCAGCACAGGCAACGCCUCUGCUCCCCCUGAACAGCCCAGCCAGCACUCACCUCUCUCAACACUUCCUGAGGGCAGAGCCCUUAAGGCUAGCCUGGAUGCUAAGACAGCUGAUGUUUACUGGAUUGACAUGAGCUGCAGAGAAGGUGGCUGGGGUGGCCAUUGUACCCAGCAGCCCCAGCUAGUGUCCCUUGCCCUUUGGUGCAGUCUAAAGGAUUGUCUGUUAAAGCCAGGGGCUCUCAUUUGCCAGUUUGCCAGCCCGUGGUGGUGGGCAGCUGGCCUCGGGUGGCCAACCCUGCAGGAGCACCACGGCUGCUGUCCUGCAUCCUCUGAGGGCAGAGCCAGCCUCCCCAUCCUGUGAGAGGAAGUCCCCACAAGACCAGGGGUCUGAGGGCCUGAAAGGAGAGCAGGUUGCUGGUGGCAAGUGAAGCUGAAGUGCACCUGCCCCAGGGACCCCAGCAAAGCCGCCUCUCAUCCCCAUGGUCCAGAGCUGCCCCCAGCUCCAGCUAGGCAGCAGGUGGUGGUGGAUCCUGCCAGCUGGCAGGAAGGCAUUGGCCAUGCAGAGAAGUAUCACCUGCCUUCCCACCUGGAGCCACCCUCCUGUUCACAGCACGUGCAGAGGCAGCUGCCCCUAGCUUGAGGCUGAGGUGACGCUUGAGGCCUGCACAGGAAGCAAGUAUAGGUCCCGUGCCCUUGAGGGGGUGCAGCUCAGCCCUUCCUGUCCUGAGGCCACAGGCACCCUUCCAUGGCAGCAGAGCCCUGGUAGGAGAGCUGCCCAGAGCCUGCCCCCUGGAGAGGGAGACCCUGGUGAGCCACCAGCCUCACCACAAAGUGUUAGAAAUCAGACAGUAUGUACUUAAUUACACUAAAUUAUUUCUGGGAGUCCUUAUAAGCACUAAUUAUACCUGAUUAUAGGUUAAAAUAUUUAUUUUGUCAAAACAUUUUCUUGGGGGUGUGUAUAACCUUUUCUGUGUUCAUUGCGCUGAGAUGUGAAGAGGAACCAUCCCUCCUGCCUACCUCCUUGGCAGUGGGUGGCAGUGUGGCCAGGGCCCUGCCCCAGAGCAGUUCCUGCUGGGCUCCCCAGGCUCCGAGCAGACGCCAGGUCUUAUCAGCAUGCCUGGGCCAGAGGGAAGGCGGCCCUUCACCUUCCUCUGUGGCAGCGAUGUGCUGCCUGUCCUGGACCUGCCUCUGCUCACUGCCCUUCCCUUCCUCACCCAGGGGUCCAAAGCAAGAGGCCUGGGAGGUGGGGGGCCUGUGCCAUCACUCACCUUCACACCCCCACCCCCAAAGGCUGCACAAGGGUUCUGGGUGGCCCAAUAGGGGCAGGCGCUCGGGCUCCUCCAGCAUCACUAAGGCACCCACACUCCCGUUCCUCCUCUUCCUUCCUGCCAACAUCCCCCAGUUAGCCUCCACACAAACAAUGCUUCUCAGUCCAGCCCAGCCUUCUGGAUGAUUCCAGGGUGCUGUGGGCCAGCUGGGGGAAAGCACUGUGGGGGAGGAGGCUGUGCUCUGUCUGGGCUCAAGCCUGCCCACUGCGAGCCUUGCCACCACCUCCUGUUAGAACUUGGCUUCUCUCCUGUCCACCCAAAUGGGGAACAGCCAGAAGAUACUCCCUCUGGUGCCUGCCUCUCCCUGUGCCCGUCUGCAGCCUUUCUUUCCAUGGAGGUCUAAGCCAGUCUUCCCUGAGUGCCACGCCUGCUCUGAUACUCAGGCGGCGGCAUGUCACUGCUUCUCUCUAUACCGUCAGGCUGUCCUGGAGAAAGGGGAAUGGAUAUUUAUUUCCUAAAGUUUGCAAUUCAUGUGUGAGGGUUCUCAGGAUUACUGGAGACUGUUGAGAAAAGGAGUGUGUUGAGUUUGCUGUCCAGUCGUCCCAGAAGUCUGGUGUCCUGUCAGUGUUGUGCAUUUCUGCAGCAGAGCCGGGUCUGGAGGGCAGGGCAGUGCUCUCAAGGCUCAGGUGUCACCAGCGCAUCCACCCACCCUGGCUCUCCUUCCAGAUAGUGUCUCUCAACUUCGGGUUCUUGCAUGUAAAAUAUUCCACAAUAAACAAGUAAAUGGUUCCCAUAUGA